GAAGAGGAGGAGCGGGGCCCGGAGGAUCCGCCAGAGUCGCUGCGGCCGCGGCUGCCGGUGUUUGCGGGUCGCGGGGAGCCGGGCGUGGCGGGCGGGGAGUGUCGCGAUGCCGGAACUGGCGGUGCAGAAGGUGGUGGUCCACCCCCUGGUGCUGCUCAGUGUGGUGGAUCAUUUCAAUCGAAUAGGCAAGGUUGGAAAUCAGAAGCGUGUUGUUGGUGUGCUUUUGGGGUCAUGGCAAAAGAAAGUACUUGAUGUAUCCAACAGUUUUGCAGUCCCUUUUGAUGAAGAUGACAAAGAUGAUUCUGUCUGGUUUUUAGACCAUGAUUAUUUGGAAAACAUGUAUGGAAUGUUUAAGAAAGUCAAUGCCAGAGAAAGAAUAGUUGGAUGGUACCACACGGGCCCUAAACUACACAAGAAUGACAUCGCCAUCAAUGAACUCAUGAAAAGAUACUGCCCCAACUCAGUAUUGGUCAUUAUUGACGUGAAGCCAAAGGACCUGGGACUACCCACAGAAGCAUAUAUUUCAGUGGAAGAAGUUCAUGACGAUGGAACUCCGACCUCGAAAACAUUUGAGCACGUGACCAGUGAAAUUGGAGCAGAGGAAGCGGAGGAAGUUGGAGUUGAACACUUGUUACGAGACAUCAAAGACACUACAGUGGGCACUCUUUCCCAGCGGAUCACAAACCAGGUCCAUGGUUUGAAGGGACUAAACUCCAAGCUUCUGGACAUCAGGAGCUACCUGGAGAAAGUGGCCACUGGCAAGCUGCCUAUCAACCACCAGAUUAUCUACCAGCUGCAGGACGUCUUCAACCUGCUGCCAGAUGUCAGCCUGCAGGAGUUUGUCAAGGCCUUUUACCUGAAGACAAACGACCAGAUGGUGGUGGUGUACUUGGCCUCCCUGAUCAGGUCUGUGGUCGCGCUUCACAACCUCAUCAACAACAAAAUUGCCAACCGGGAUGCGGAGAAGAAAGAAGGGCAGGAAAAAGAAGAGAGCAAAAAAGAUAGAAAAGAUGACAAAGAGAAAGAGAAGGAAAAGAGUGAUGUAAAGAAAGAAGAGAAAAAGGAGAAAAAAUAAAACAUGUAGCCUUUUAAUUUGUAAAUUAAAAUCUUAUAAAC
Messenger RNA from Talpa occidentalis (Iberian mole), 1116 nucleotides. RefSeq names its product proteasome 26S subunit, non-ATPase 7 (gene PSMD7). Gene Ontology annotation, cellular component: proteasome regulatory particle; proteasome complex. Gene Ontology annotation, biological process: proteasome-mediated ubiquitin-dependent protein catabolic process. The record is from RefSeq and is a predicted model, not a curated record. NCBI's taxonomy places the organism in Eukaryota, Metazoa, Chordata, Mammalia, Eulipotyphla, Talpidae. The coding region runs from base 107 to 1075 and encodes 322 amino acids. The transcript has 7 exons. Gene Ontology annotation, molecular function: protein binding; metallopeptidase activity.